AAACAACUCUGCUCUGCAAGGUGAACAUAUGGUGACGAUUGACAGUUCUCAUGUGACAAGAAAAUGUUAAGCCAAUUGGGACGAGAUUUAUCAAACGCACAGCAACGCAUAUUAGAUCACCGUGCAUUUUCAAAUGGUGAAGUAAAUAACUUUCUUAAUGAAUUUGAAUUAAAACGCAACGAGGCCGAAGUAGAAAACCUUUUCACAGUCACCGAGAUUGUUGGUGACCUCAAGUACGACCUAACCGGGCGUUGCAUUGCUCUAAGUACCACAAAUUUAGAAGAACUAAAUCGAGAAGUAAAGCAAUUAUUACUUGGCGUUGAAGGAUUUCUUAGCAAAGCUCAAUUGGAAAGAAAGCCAAGCACUUUUCUUGUCCAAUCUCGUAAAGAACGUGAAACAAAGAUAAAGAAUUUUAAAAUUGAUUUGGAACACAAAUACGAGCGCGUUAAGAAUUCAUUUGAGGAAAAGGAGGAAGAAAUUGAUGAACUUUAUUCCGAUUUGCAAGUAAAGCUGAACAUUCCCAAAUAA
Anastrepha obliqua is the source of this 528-nucleotide messenger RNA. It is a transcript of the gene Muted, whose product is annotated as biogenesis of lysosome-related organelles complex 1 subunit 5. NCBI's taxonomy places the organism in Eukaryota, Metazoa, Arthropoda, Insecta, Diptera, Tephritidae. Bases 64 to 528 code for a protein of 154 amino acids. Gene Ontology annotation, cellular component: BLOC-1 complex; transport vesicle. The transcript has 3 exons. The record is from RefSeq and is a predicted model, not a curated record.